Messenger RNA from Lynx canadensis (Canada lynx), 3225 nucleotides. Its product is annotated as mediator of RNA polymerase II transcription subunit 15. Bases 77 to 2323 code for a protein of 748 amino acids. Gene Ontology annotation, molecular function: transcription coregulator activity. Lineage: Eukaryota; Metazoa; Chordata; Mammalia; Carnivora; Felidae. Gene Ontology annotation, biological process: regulation of DNA-templated transcription. The record is from RefSeq and is a predicted model, not a curated record. The transcript is spliced from 17 exons.
UAGGCCUGGCGCUGCGGUAGAGGCGGCGGCAGCGGCGGCAGAGCGGGACGCGGGCGGUGGGAGCGGAGGGACCGGCAUGGACGUUUCGGGGCAGGAGACCGACUGGCGGAGCGCCGCCUUCCGGCAGAAGUUGGUCAGUCAAAUUGAGGAUGCCAUGAGAAAAGCUGGUGUGGCCCACAGUAAAUCCAGCAAGGAUAUGGAGAGCCAUGUGUUCCUGAAGGCCAAGACCCGGGACGAAUACCUUUCUCUCGUGGCCAGGCUUAUUAUCCAUUUUCGAGACAUUCAUAACAAAAAAUCUCAAGCUUCCGUCAGUGACCCUAUGAAUGCACUACAGAGCCUGACUGGUGGGCCUGCUGCGGGAGCAGCUGGAAUCGGCAUGCCUUCUCGGGGCCCAGGACAAUCCCUGGGCGGGAUGGGUGGCCUUGGCACCAUGGGGCAGCCGAUGCCCCUCUCAGGGCAGCCGCCCCCUGGCACCUCGGGGAUGGCCCCCCACGGCAUGGCUGUUGUGUCUACAGCAGCUCCACAGACCCAGCUGCAGCUCCAGCAGGUGGCGCUGCAGCAGCAGCAGCAGCAGUUCCAGCAGCAGCAGGUGGCGCUGCAGCAGCAGCAGCAACAGCAGCAGCAGCAGCAACAGCAACAGCAACAGCAGCAGUUCCAGGCCCAGCAGAAUGCCAUGCAGCAGCAGUUCCAGGCGGUGGUACAGCAGCAGCAGCAGCAGCUCCAGCAGCAGCAGCAGCAACACCUGAUUAAACUGCAUCAUCAAAACCAGCAGCAGAUACAGCAGCAGCAGCAGCUACAGCGGAUGGCACAGCUGCAGCUGCAGCAGCAGCAACAGCAGCAGCAGCAGCAAGCUUUGCAGGCCCAGCCGCCACUACAGCAGCCACCGAUGCAGCAGCCCCAGCCUCCCCCUUCCCAGACCCUGCCCCAGCAGCUGCAGCCGAUGCACCACCCACAGCACCACCAGCCGCCACAGCCCCAGCAGCCACCAGUUGCUCAGAACCAGCCAUCGCAGCUCCAGGCGCAGUCACAGACCCAGCCUUUGGUGUCACAGGCUCCGGCCCUCCCUGGACAGAUGCUGUAUGCCCAGCCACAGCUGAAACUUGUCCGCGCUCCAAUGGUGGUGCAGCAGCCGCAGGUGCAACAGGUGCAGCAGGUGCAGCCCCAGGUGCAGCAGCAGACAGCGGUGCCAACAGCUCAGGCUUCCCAGAUAGUGGGUUCCGGAGUGCAGGUCAGCCAGAACAGCCUCACCAUGCUGUCCUCACCAUCGCCGGGCCAGCAGGUGCAGACCCCGCAGUCGAUGCCCCCUCCCCCCCAGCCGUCCCCGCAGCCUGGCCAGCCCAGCUCGCAGCCCAACUCCAACGUCAGCUCCGGCCCUGCCCCUUCCCCCAGUAGCUUCCUGCCCAGCCCCUCACCGCAGCCCUCCCAGAGUCCAGUGACGGCACGCACCCCGCAGAACUUCAGUGUUCCCUCCCCGGGACCUUUAAACACCCCUGUGAAUCCCAGCUCGGUCAUGAGCCCAGCUGGCUCCAGCCAGGCUGAGGAGCAGCAGUACCUGGACAAGCUGAAGCAGCUGUCCAAGUACAUCGAGCCCCUACGCCGUAUGAUCAACAAGAUCGAUAAGAAUGAAGACAGAAAAAAGGAUCUGAGUAAGAUGAAGAGCCUUCUGGACAUUCUGACAGAUCCCUCUAAGCGGUGCCCCCUGAAAACACUCCAGAAGUGUGAGAUUGCCCUGGAGAAGCUCAAGAAUGACAUGGCAGUGCCCACGCCCCCACCACCCCCGGUGCCGCCAACCAAGCAGCAGUACCUGUGCCAGCCACUCCUGGAUGCCGUCCUGGCCAAUAUCCGCUCACCUGUCUUCAACCAUUCCCUGUACCGUACCUUCGUGCCAGCCAUGACGGCCAUCCACGGCCCACCCAUUACGGCCCCGGUGGUAUGCACUCGGAAGCGUAGGUUUGAAGACGAUGAACGGCAGAGCAUUCCUAACGUGCUCCAGGGGGAGGUGGCCAGAUUAGACCCUAAGUUCUUGGUGAACUUGGACCCAUCUCACUGCAGUAACAACGGCACCGUCCACCUGAUAUGCAAGUUGGAUGACAAGGAUCUCCCAAGCGUGCCGCCGCUGGAGCUCAGUGUGCCUGCCGACUACCCCGCCCAGAGCCCACUGUGGAUUGACAGGCAGUGGCAGUACGACGCCAACCCCUUCCUGCAGUCAGUGCACCGGUGCAUGACCUCGAGGCUGCUGCAGCUCCCGGACAAGCACUCGGUCACAGCCCUGCUCAACACCUGGGCGCAGAGCAUCCACCAGGCCUGCCUCUCCGCCGCCUAGCCACCCACCCACUGGGGACCACGGGGAUAGCCGGCAGCCUUGUCAGGGCCACAGCGGACAUGCACCUCACGUUGGACGUUUCUAGGUGUUGGCUCCCUUAGAGAACCUGGGCUUAGAUUAGCUUUCCUGCUUUUAUCUUCUGCCUUGGGGACCUGCCAAACAUUUUCCCAUACUUGUACGUGACUCGGGCAGGUGGCCGUGGAGCUGGCUGCUUCGUGGUGGGGUUGGGACUCCCCCCACCUCCACUCCCCCCCGGGAGUCGGACAUGCCUCAGCCCUGUGUGCUCCUCCUUGGGCUGCUGUCCCCUUGGCUUCUCCAGGGCCCAUGUCCUUCCUCAGCAGCCUGGGGGAGAACUCCAGGUCUCGUUAGAGCCUCUUGUGUGUGUGCCAGAAAACUUUUUGUUUCUGUAGGGGAACAUGGAGAGCAUAGGAAACCCUGAAAACACACACAGAAUUCUCUGGUCACGGUUUUGGGUUCAGACCCUUCCACCAUUGCCGUGGGGGGCACGCCACUGGGAAGCUCCUGGAUCCAAGGGCCGCUGGCUGCGCCUCAGAAGGAAAGUCGGCCAGCAGGCAGUUGCGAAUCCCCUGCCAUCACCUGGGACUCAUACCUCAUGGCAUUCUCCCUUUAAGCCGUGGGGGUCUGCUCAGCACUGUGGGGGUGCCUAGGGAGCAGGGACACCUGAGUGGAUCCUGUACCUGGCACCGUGCCCACUCACUGGGCACUUGGGCCUGUUCUUGGGUCAGGGCAGCAUCCUCAGGACCUGGCGUCAUCAGAGCUGCUCCAGAGAGUGAAAGCUCCCUGACAGGGCAUCAGCCCUCUGGCCAUGAGAAGCUUCCCCUUUUGUAUGUGCACUACCGUGUCAUCUGUGGUUCUUAUAAUAAAUUUAUUAUUCCUGUGUU